Musa acuminata subsp. malaccensis (wild Malaysian banana) is the source of this 3122-nucleotide messenger RNA. NCBI's taxonomy places the organism in Eukaryota, Viridiplantae, Streptophyta, Magnoliopsida, Zingiberales, Musaceae. The record is from RefSeq and is a predicted model, not a curated record.
AUGGGAAGAGGUGAGGAGAGGAGGAACCCUUUGUCCUCCUCUUCUCUUUGGACCAUCUUCAUGCAUGCAGAUGCCGUGGACAAGUGGCUGAUGGCUCUAGGGUUCUCGGGCGCCAUCAUGAGCGGCAUCGCCACACCCAUGGUUCUCUUCAUCACCAGCAACAUGGUGAACAACCUCGGCACCGGCCCCUCCCUUUCUCCUCGAUUCAUGGACCAAGUGAAAAAGUUGCGCCCCUUCCGUACCCAGAAUUCGCUCUUCUUGGUGUACCUGUCACUUGGAGUCUUCGUGAUGUCCUUCUUAGAAGGAUUUUGUUGGACGAGGACGGGUGACAGACAAGCAAUGCGGAUGCGGACGCGAUACUUGAAGGCGAUACUCAGGCAAGACGUAGAGUACUUCGAUCUCAACGCUACAUCCAUGUCCGAGGUCAUCACCAGCGUCUCCAGCGACAGCCUCAUCAUCCAAGACGUCAUCAGCGAGAAGGUGCCCAACUUCAUAAACAAUGCAGCGCUGUUCGCUAGUAGCUACUUGGUAGGAUUCCUUAUGAUGUGGAGGCUGGCGCUGGUCGCCUUCCCCACCUUCUUGCUUCUCGUCAUACCUGGUAUCAUGUAUGGGAGAAUGUUCAUGGACCUGGCGAGGAAGAUCCGAGAUGAGUACGAGAAGGCUGGCGCCAUCGCCGAGCCAGCCGUCUCCUCCAUCAGGACGGUCUACUCCUUUGUGGCCGAGAGGCGGACCAUGUGUAUGUUCUCGAACGCUCUCGAGGAUUCGGUCAAGCUCGGCCUACGGCAGGGCUUGACCAAGGGCAUCGCCGUUGGGAGCAACAGCGUGACCUUCGCCAUCUGGGCCUUCAUGGCCUGGUACGGCAGCCGGAUCGUCAUGUACCAUGACGGCAAGGGCGGCACCGUCUUCGCCGUUGGAACUGCGAUCGUCAAUGGAGGCCUUUCCGGGGAUGUGGAGUUCAGAUCGGUCGAAUUCGCGUAUCCUUCGAGGCCGGAAAACAUCAUCCUGAGAGGCUUUGAUCUGAAGGUUCCGGCCGGGAAAACUGUGGCUCUGGUGGGCGGCAGUGGAUCAGGGAAGUCGACCGUCAUUGCGUUAAUGGAGAGGUUCUACGAUCCACUAGGAGGUGAGAUUUUGCUGGACGGAGUGGAUAUCAGGAGCAUCAAACUCAAGUGGCUGAGGUCACAGAUAGGAUUGGUCAGCCAAAAGCCAGCUCUCUUUGCAACCUCCAUAAAGGAGAACUUGCUCUUUGGCAAGGAAGAAGCAACCGUGGAGGAGGUGGUGGCAGCUGCAACGGCCUCGAAUGCUCACAACUUCAUCUCUCAGCUGCCUCAGGGUUAUGACACACAGGUAGGAGAAAGUGGGGUUCAGAUGUCAGGAGGUCAGAAGCAGCGGAUAGCGAUCGCAAGGGCUGUGCUGAAGUCGCCCAGGAUUCUUCUGCUUGAUGAAGCCACAAGCGCGUUGGACUCGGAGUCGGAGCGAGUCGUCCAAGAAGCACUCGACCUGGCGUCCCUCGGUCGGACCACCAUCGUCGUCGCGCACCGCCUGUCCACUAUCAGGAACGCCGACGUGAUCGCCGUCGUGCAAGCCGGCCGAGUCGCGGAGCUAGGCUCCCACGACGACCUCAUCCGUGAUGAAGAUGGACUCUACUCAUCCCUCGUUCGCUUCCAACAGACGGCGGGAGCAGCGGGAAGCGAUGCGCCUAGCUCAUCAUCGGCAGCGUUGGUGGCCUUCCCUCGACCCGGUAGCAGCGAGAGCCGCAGGUUAUCGUUGUGCAGCAGAUCAAGCUCCACUAGUUCUUCGCGCCACCAGGAGUCGCAAGAGGAGUCCGAGGCGGCUGCUCCUCCCCCGGUUCCAUCUCUGCGGAGGCUGUUGCUGUUGAACUUACAGGAAUGGCGGCAGGCGGUGCUGGGAAGCUUGGGCGCGAUGGCUUUCGGGGCGGUGCAGCCACUGUACGCCUUCGCGAUGGGAAGCAUGCUGUCGGUGUACUUUAUGAAUGAUCACAAACAGAUCAGGUCAAACACGAGGACGUACUGCCUCAUCUUCGUCGCCAUGUCGGUCCUCUCCUUUUUGGUCAAUAUUCUGCAGCACUACAACUUCGCGGCCAUGGGGGAGUACCUGACAAGGCGGGUGAGGCAGAGGAUGCUCUCCAAGAUUCUCACGUUUGAAGUUGGGUGGUUCGAUCGGGACGAGAACUCUACUGGCGCCAUCUGCUCUCGACUCGCCAACGAUGCCAAUGUGGUUCGAAUGCUGGUGGGUGAUCGGAUGUCUUUGAUCAUUCAGGCAGUCUCUGCGGUGACCAUAGCAUGGACGUUGGGUCUGGUCAUCGCAUGGAAGCUGGCCCUCAUCUUGAUCGCCAUCCAACCACUGAUGAUAGUAUGCUACUACUCUCGAAUGGUUAUUCUCAAGAGCAUGUCCAAGAAGGCCAUCGAGUCGCAGUCGGAGAGCAGCAAGCUGUUCGCCGGGUCGAUCAGAGAGAACAUAGCGUACGGCAUGGAUGAGCCGACGGAGGGCGAGAUCGAAGACGCGGCGAGGACGGCCAACGCGCAUGACUUCAUCAGCGGCCUCAACGACGGCUACGACACGUUCUGCGGGGAGAGAGGGGUGCAGCUGUCGGGCGGGCAGAAGCAGCGGAUCGCGAUCGCAAGGGCGGUGCUGAAGAAUCCGGUCAUACUGCUGCUGGACGAGGCGACGAGCGCCCUGGACAGCCAGUCGGAGAAGGUGGUGCAGGCAGCGUUGGAGAGGGUGAUGGCGGGGAGGACGAGCGUGGUGGUGGCGCACAGGCUGAGCACCAUUCGCAACUGUGACCUCAUUGCGGUGAUGGAGAAGGGGGUGGUGGUGGAGAAGGGGACGCAUGCCUCGCUGCUGGCCAAGGGGCCCAAAGGAUCCUAUUGUAGCUUGGUUAGCCUGCAACAAGGGAACAAGGACGUAUGAACGCGGCUACGGACGAGCUAUUGACUUCGAUUGGGAUGACAAAAUUGAUAGCAACCGGAUCUUAAUAGAUGAUAGUAUUUGCUCUAUUAGUUAUUAGUCAACAAAUCCGUGAAUUAGUUGGCCUCGGUAGCAUUAAGUUCCAUAGACUUUUAAAAAUGGUCCCAUGGUUUCAAAAUUAUUAUCAAUCACUCUUU